Molecule: messenger RNA, 794 nt
Organism: Corticium candelabrum
Lineage: Eukaryota; Metazoa; Porifera; Homoscleromorpha; Homosclerophorida; Plakinidae
Product: protein SPMIP1-like
Exons: 1
Coding region: 76-585 (169 amino acids)
Source: RefSeq, a predicted model, not a curated record
UCGUAGCAACCGUUCGUUGCAGCCUCGACUCGCAGCCAGCCUCUACUGUCGUCAGUAUAUUGAUGUCAGGAAAGGAUGGCGCGAGAAAUGAGCUUUGACACUCAAACCCAGAAUUUCUGGAAAGAAUCGAUCAACAAAGAGGCUCAAGUUCGACUCACGUGGCAUCUCCAGUACAGCAAGGCAUUCGCUCGUGGCGACUACAAACGCAAACCACGCAAACCAAACAUGGUGCCUAAUCCAAUAAGACUGAUAAAGCCGAUUGCGAAGCAGUCCAAGACGGAAAAACAAGAGAAAACGGACAAACCGGAUGGUAAACAAAACCCCAUUGAACUAAUCGAGAUGCGUCCUGUCUCAGUCGCUACCAAACAGCUGCUAUACACUGGACUGAGUGCUGAGGGCGAGGGCAGGCAAUCUUACUUGCAAGUGAGAAAGACGUUGAAACCCGAAGAGAAGUAUGACUAUCCGUUGACAAAUGCUUGGUUGUAUGGAUGGAAAAUUAAUGAAGUCAGUGACGUCAAAUCGUCGCGAUUUGGAAGAACGAAAAUCGUCAAAGAUUCGUUUUAUAGAGAGAACGGCGUUUUUUGACCGGCUCGAUUGUAUUGUAGUGGUCGAAUGGCUGGUAGGAAGUUGAUGGGUCUGAUGUGUCUGAAUGAGAUGGGUGUACUGUACUGAUUAGGUAUAUUAUUUCAUGCGGGAUGUAUUUAUCAAAUGUGCUUUGUAGUGUGAUCUGAGUAGUCUGUCCCUAGCAUAUAUUUGUAUUUGAAGAAUAUAUUAUGGUCAGGAUUUGACUCUCA